Molecule: messenger RNA, 6879 nt
Organism: Porites evermanni
Lineage: Eukaryota; Metazoa; Cnidaria; Anthozoa; Scleractinia; Poritidae
Source: the annotation of a GenBank genome assembly
AUGACACUUGUGUGUCUUAAUUCCUCUCUCAAUCCCUUGAUCUACUGUUGGAAGAUGAGACACAUUCGACAAACUGUUAUGGGCAUACUUCGAAAUGUCAUUGCAAUUGGUCCCCACUAAAGAAAGGAUCUACUCAGAAUAAUUUAACCUUUUACUCUCUGGUAAGAAUAAAAGCUUUCAAGCAAUACAAUUGGAAAAAAUGACAAUAAAUAUAAACGGGACCUGAAACCUUUGAAAGGCAAAGGGAUAAGUAUAUGAUCGAGUAUAGGUUCAUGAGAUUUCGGUUUGCUUUGGAAUAACUAUAAUUACAAAUAAUACGGAAACUCUGAAAUAUCAUUUAUCAAAGUCAGAAAGAAAGAAAUGUGUUGAAGACUGGUAAGAAUAUACCUUUUAAUCAGGGUUUUUAAUUUGUCGAUCCCAAACAUGACUAAUAAGAUCACUGCAUUUGAAAGUUUCAGAAUGGGAUCUGAGAAAUAGCUCUCCUGACAUCGCAACCGAUUGGAACAAAUGAUCGAUAGCUAAAUGACAUCAUAAUACUUUAAAAUACCAUAAUAGAACCAGAAAGCCGAUAUAAUAUGGUUCCAAUAUCAAGCAAAGAGCUUCUUGCCCUGAGAUUAAAAACUUAGAACCAUAAUGUUAGACGAAACAAUUAAGUAUUAAGGCCCAGGGUUGAACAGAAGAACGCAGUUUCGUCAUGUCCCAGUUGAACGUCUUGCAAGCAACUCUCGGUACGUGCGUGAGAGUAAUUUUUAUUUAGAAAGAGCGAGUCCAAAAGAGUAAUUAUUGUCACCAAUGAUGUAUAACAGAGCAACAGCAUUAACAACGUGAAAAUGAAAAAAAUAAAUGACAAAAUCGUGUAUUUUUCACUAUUCUUAAACUAAAAUGUGUUUUCUCCUACACAUUGUUUUUCCUGUUCGGUGGUUACGAGCGCUCUUUCAUAAUCAUGAAAGUUCCCCCACAAUUUCCGUUUUAAGGGAGGGAGGGAAGGAAGAAACACAGAUAGUUAUUUUUUCACGCUGAAACUGAAGAGUAUAUUCUUUUCUUGUCUACGCAUUCUUUUUCUUGUUUGAAGCUGAUUAGGAGCGGUCGUCCAUAAUCAUGACAGUUCUUCAACAAUCUCUGGGGGAAACGGUAUCCUCUUGUUUUUCUACUACCCAUUCACUGAAUUGUGAGCAAUAUUGAACUUUCAUUAUAAUAUUAAACUGAAGCCGAAACCGGAGUUAAUAUGACUUAAGUUUUGGCAGCUGCCUCGGAUGAGUUAAAUCAACACGAACUAUUAGGUUAAUAAGGCGUAACAACAACAACAACCAUUGUAUUCCACAGGAAAAAGUUUACAAAUAAUAAAUUAAAGUAAACUGAAAAAGAAAUAUUUCACACAACCUGCAGUUAGCUUAAGCUAAUCGAGGCAGGAAGUGUUUUCGAUACAUCUUCAAUGAAAUGAAAUUUGAAACAUAACUUCGAAGUCGAUUGCAGUUUAGACUACAAGGGAUAUUUAAAACAUGCUGAUCAUUUGUUUUUAACUGAUUAAACUUUCACAUACAGAACUGGAUGAUUUAUUAAGUAACUACCUACUGUGUCUGUUUUUUUUUUAAAGGUAAUACCGUCUUUUCUCUCAUCCUCCGACCCGUCUUAGAUCAGUACAUGUGCAUAAUUUUUGCUUGGGUCAAGCAAAAACGUUGGAUUAUUCUCCAAACUAAUGGUCCGCAUUUCCUCUAAACCAUUGCGAAACUCUUCCUGUUUGACUGUGUAUUUACGAUUCACUGCAAACCAGCUGCCUUUUCUACUUUAAUAUUGCAUCAGUAGUUUCAAAUAACUUUCUACCAUUUGACUGACAAACUUCAACUCUUACAAAGCUCGACUUAUCGCGUUUCGGUUAAAAAGGAAAUGAACUCAAAUUUCUGUGGCAAAACUAGUCAAUACAAAAAUAUCGUGAUAAAUUCUUUCUUUUUUAAAAUAGGAAGAAAAAAAUAGCAAUAUUCAGCCUGGGCCAGGAAAACAACAUUCUUUUUAAAAAGAAAGAGGGUGUGUCAAACUGAAGAAACUGGAGCUAAUAAGACUUACCUCUUAUUAGCUGCCUUAAAGUUAAUAAAGGAUAGUGUAUUUUUUUUGAAUACAUUUUCAUACUUUCCAAGUUGAUUGAAGUUUAAGGCACAUUUUGCUUUUUGCAACAUGAUUACUCAUCGAACUGUGCCGUCAUGAUACGUAGAUAUUCCGAUCAUUUGCUUUUGACACAUAUUAAGGACCGGAUGAUCUAUUAGGUAACUAGGCUACUGUGUCUUUGUUUUCAGCGCGCCAUAAGUUUUUGUUAUGGUUUAAGAGUUUUUUCUCUCUUCAUCUCCUCACACUCUUUGGGUCGCGCGUGACCAUGUAGUUUAUCAUUGAAAAAAUGUGUGCAUGAGUCCAGGAAAUACAUUGCAUUGGUUUGCGACUUAAAAGCCUGUUUUCUCCUCAAGUAUCGCUAACUCUUACUGUUUAACUGUGUAUUUUGCGAUUCAUAGGAAACCAACUGCCGUUUCCAUUUUAAUAAUGCGUCAGUAGUUUCAAACAACUUUCUUCUAUUUAACUGACGAACAAAGCUCGACCUAUCGCAUUUCAUUUAAAAUGAAAAUAUAUUCAAAUUGCUCUAUGAUGAUGAGGACGUCACAUUUAAAUUUUAAAUUCCAGGUUCAGACAAGCACAGUUUUAAUUUCAAUUAAGGCCAGUUUGUAUAUUAUAAGUAGGAGUUAGGGAAUUUUUUUACUAUUGUCGCGGAAGACGCCAUAGUACCAAAGUUAAAAACCAAUUGCCAUCAGAGGAGGAAGAGAAUCUCUCGAGAAUAUUCGGUAAGUCUCGUAAAGAAUUAUUUCCAGCAUCAGUCUCUUCUUGCAGAAUUCCUCAAAAGUUCUACACAGCUGCUAAAACUUAAGACUGUAUAAAACUUUCCAUUCUAUCCUCCAAAGCAAUGAAGUUCCUCUCACAGAUUUUACUUAAACUUAACGGACAUCGAUCGUAGCACUUAUUGGAGGAAAAACCGGAGGAAAAAGCCCCCGUAAACGAUUUUGGAAGAAAAGUUCCCAGUGCCGAGAAAUACAGCUGCAAGUAAAGUAGCUAAUGUCGUCAUUUUGUUGCUAUGACAACUCCGAUGUCAUUGUAAUCCUCACCAUAACAAAUUUUCAACUUUCAACACUUACAAAGCUCGGCCAUUCGCGUUUCGUUUAAAAUGAAAAUAAAUCUAGGUUUUCGUGUAAUGAUUUUGUCAUAUUCAAAUUCUUUUUAUUUCAAAUAAGUGGAUAUUUCGGAUGUUAUGAGUAUGGGAUACUGGGAACUUCUUGCGAUUGUAAACUUUAUUGACUCACUAAAUUUCAGUCUCAUCCAUAAAAGAAAACACUCGCAGAGCUCUUCAAAAGUUAUACAGCUACAGACUGUAGCGUACCUGUACACGUAGGCAGCAACAUGCGUUUGCUGGUACCGUCGGAGUCAAGCCAUUCCGUUCACCAAAAAUAUUUGUUCAUGACUGUGUGUCAGGAAUGGUGUAUUUGACUAUUAAAAGGACAAAAAACAUUGUAGUUAAUUUUUUUUGUGACUUCUGAGCAACGGAGGAGGCGAUGUUUUAACAAACACAGCUCUUAAAGGUCACUCAAGUCAAGUCAACUUUAUUCCCUCAGGCAGGGCAGCCCUAUCAGCCAUUGGCCGGUAUCAAAAAGGGGCCCCCUACAGUCGUCGUGAAGGAUUAUAUCGGGUUUUUAUUGUCGGCGGGUCUAAGCUUUUUGCCAUAGAUUUUUGCAAAAAAUACUACAUAAUAAAUGAAUAAAUGAAUAAAUAAAUAACAAAAAACCUCGCCCAAAAUAAAAAAAUAAAAUUAAAGAAUCUAUGUUUCCGCGAUUCCUAAAAACACCUGUUUGGGCUCAAUAAAUUUAGAUUGGACUUGAUGUCAAUAUAUUUGCAUAAUGAUUCCUUUAAUAAGUUUCUUUGUCCCAAUUAGUUUGCAACAGUUCUUGUCAGCCACUUUUUAGCUAGAAUACUAAAUAGGUUCUUUCUAUUCAUUAUAUCAUUAUCACCUUUUUUCUUGCAUUUAUCAUAUCCUCAAAAACACCAAUUGCGUCAGUAUGCGUUACCUUAAGGUUAUUAAUUGUUAAGCUCGAUCUGUCAUUCUUAUCGAAAGAAAAUUUUAUUCAAAUUUGAAUGUGUUAUUAUGUGGCUACAUUAACGAGGUUGAAAUUUUUUGUUAAGGGCAUUCUUAGUGUUCAGACGUCUUGAUAUUCAACACUGUCUAGUUAGUGGACAAUUUCAAGAUUACCAAAGUACAGAAGAGGACAAGUUAGGUCGCUUAGCCAUGCGAUAAUUUAAGGAAGAAUGUGAACCACAUUCUGAACUAUUGGAGACCGAUCAGGUAACUUACCAAAGGCAAGAGCGUCUGCCUGUCAAAAGACGUCAACAGUUCUUUAAAGGAACAGUCUAUACAAUGGCAGAAGAAGCUAAAGACGCGUUUUCAACAUCCUACAGAAUAGCAGGAACUGGAGACUUUUAUUCAACGUUCGUCGCCAACUGCUUCUUCAACGUUUUCUUGCUUUUCACAGCCUUGGUUUUAAACAUCAUAACAAUGCGAGCCCUAAGAAAAAUAUCAUCGUUUCCAAAGCCUUUAAAAACAUUACUCCUAAGUCUCGCUGUUUCUGAUCUUGGUGUUGGUUUGCUUGUCCAUCCUGUCUAUAUUGCAGGUCUUAUAAUGACAAUAGAACAGAGCGCUAACAAAAGACUCCGUUAUACGGUAUACACAGCGCAGCGUCUUUUUGGCUUUUUACUGUGUACUGCUUCAUUCUUGGCCAUCAUUGCUUUAACUGUCGACAGAUUCUUCGCUAUUCAUCUUCAUCUCAGAUACAAGGAACUUGUGACUUACAAGCGUGUUGUUGCUGUAGUAAUUUCAUUUUGGGUCGUCUGUCCAUGUAUUUCCUUAUUUGCGUUGAACAGGAUUUUAGAAAAAGUUCUGGCCAUUAUAACUGCAACUAUUGGGGCAGUUUGUCUCAUUACAACUAGAUUAAUUUACUGCAAGAUAUACUCAAUCGUACGUCACCACACAAAUCAGAUUCACGCCUUGCAAUUGAAAACACGUAGCACAGAAUCAGAAUGGAGAAUUGGCAAAUGCUGCGAGACUGAAAAAAACUGCACUUGCUACAUUUUACGUUUAUUUGGUGUUUGUGGUUUGUUUUUUGCCCUACCUUUGCGUUAAACUGGCUUAUCAAAUUUAUGGUUAGUCUGAGUUGCGGUUGCAUCUGCUUUAUUAUUCAUCGACAUUUCUUUUACUUAAUUCAUCUCUCAAUCCUUUGGUCUACAGCUGGAAGUUGCGAAACAUUCGACAAGCUGUGAUCAGCGUACUUCGCAACACUUUUCAAGGUCAGUGAAACUCCAUUCGAAGAACUUCGCAGAUGAGACUAUUACCCUUUGUCCCCUAGAAAAAAAAUGGAAAUUUCAUAUUACUAACAUGAAUUUUAACUGACAGAUGAAUAAUGAAUAAUGAUUUGGAGGUAGGUAGCACAUUUACAUAGUGGUUCUUCGUCUACAAUUCCUGGUCGAGUUGGAAUUUAGAAACGAGUACUCCGAGAAAAACCUCUCGGAGCAAAGGAAAUAACAAUAACAAACUAACCCACAUUUGGCAUCGACGGCGGGAUUUGAACCUGGGUCACACUAAUGGAAGGCGAGUGCUCUCACCACUGCUUCACCCUAAGCUCCCUAAUCGUAUUAGUCGCUGAAUGAUCGUUCUUGUGCGGUUCACAAACACCCGUCAGAACAUUUCCGGGGCUAUUGUUCGAUCCUGGUCUUAGCAAUCAUGACGCCAACGCACCAACAUUAGAAGAUUUUCAGUCCUCUGGUUGACAUCAACCAGCACGGAUCAAAUAAAAAAGCGGCCUGAAGAAAGCUAAAAGCAACAAAAGUAGACGGCAUUGGCGCGUAUAUCGUCACCUACGAAACUGCGUGAAUUGUGCCAUUAAGGCUUACGAGCAAGUCCGGCAGUGCAUUCCACUGCUUAGCUGAAAAGUAAGAAAAGGAGUUAAGACAAUAGGUAGUUGUUUUAGGUUUACUUAGUGAAAGAAUGUAUUUGCCACGAAGAUCAUAGGAAGAGGACCGGAGUGAAAACAUAUUCUUCAUAUAAGUAGGGAAAUGAGUGAAAAACAAACUCUUAUAUAACAGAAUAAGGAAAUUUUGAAUGAGUUUGCGUUUGUUACACAACGAAGUAGAGCUGACUUUUGAGAGAAGAGUGUUGUAUAGAGACAAGUAAUCUCCAAGUAUAAAUCUAAGUAUUCUUUUAUGGCGCGUCAUUUCAAUCAUCGCUCAAAAUAAGCCGCAUGCUCAUCACAAGACUCAUUUUCAUACAAAUGAAAGUUUUCAACGCACGACCAGUUUAUAGCCUCACCAUCGAAGUUUUCACUGAAGUAUGCACUUGUUCCAAAGUUAUCAAUGCUUUCAAGCUAUCCGAUAGAAUUCGUGGACCGCCCCGUUCCGGAAAAGCUUGACAACUCUGCGUCAACCUUUCUUAAGCUUUCUUCACAAAAUAGAACAUGGUGCUGUGACACGUAGCAAUUCUUAUCCCCAGUUUCCACGAUGCAAUUGCAUCAAGUAUCACAGAAUGAGAAUGAAGAAAUGGCAAAUACUGCAAGGCUGAAAAGAAUUGAACUUGCUACAUUUUACUUGUAUGUCGUGUUUUUGGCUUGUGUUCUACCCCACCUUUGCGUCAGAACUGCUAUUCGAAUGCAUGGUGAGUCUGUCUUGCGGACGCAUCUGUUUCAUUAUUCAAUAACACUUGUGUUUCUAAAUUUAUCCCUCAAUCCUCUGAUCUACUGCUGGAAGAUGAGAAACAUUCGGCAAGCUGUGAUGAGUGUACUUCUUAAUAUCUUUCAAAGUCAGUAA